CAAAAGAAUAUAUUUCGGUACACAUUACAUGUAUAUAUAAUAACGAUCUCGCGGUUAGAAUAUCAUUUGUCAACAGUUUGAUGGUAUCCGUCUUCACUCGUCAUAAUUAUGCUCUUUGAGAAGUCGUAAUUAACAAUUGACAAAAAAAACCAAACAGAUAUCGGCGGUAUCUGUAUAAAAUUGUUCAAAAUUUCAGUCCGAUAAAUUUCCGCAUCGAAAUGAUUUGCACAAAGAUUUUUAUAGCACUGGCAGUGACAUUUAUGUUGGUCGAAGUGAGUUAUAAAUGUAGUAAAAUAAUAAUUUUAAAGCUUUAUAAAAAAAUUAAUUAGGAGUAUAGACUUCAACUUACUUGGGUUUGUCAACAGAAAUUGUUGAAUCCAGGUAUACUACAGUAGGGGAAAUAUUUCCUCCCAGGAAUUUUAUUCACUUCCCUGAUCAAUAUAUCUGACAAAAAAUGUGUUUAUUUCAUGUACAAUAUCCGUUACAUUUUACAUAGAAAUGACCCAUGAAAAAAAAUGGCCCACCCCAAGAAAAUUGUCUAAAUUCAACACUGUCGACAGCUGGUGAUCAACAUAACGUAAGACACUUAUUAUCUAUGUAUUAACUUUAUUCGGAAUUCGUUUUUUAGAAUGUUAAGAAAUAAAUUGCUCUAAAAUUUUACAUUCCGGUUAUAUUUUAUCACCCUUAUUUUAUUGGAUGAAACAACUACUUAAGAUUUUCAAAUGGCAACCUUUAUUAAAAAUUCCACAACUAUACGGAGUAUUAGAUUAAAUCACUUGUAAUCUUAACAUUGUAAAUUUCCGUCAACCUGUUGACAAGAUAUUCCACAUUUAAGUUUCUCAACCUCACCAAUCUGAUUUUACACCAGUUACCUUCUUUUCACCGGAUAUAGUGGACUUAAUUUUGAUGUUGAAACGGCACACCCAUGUACUACACCGAAAAUAUAAAUAAUAAUUUUUAUCAAGCCUUUUGUUAAAAUCACGAUAUUCACUCUUAUUUCAGAUCUCCAACAGUUCGGGAAUAUUUGCUCCAACGCACUAUUUCAUUACUAUAGUAUAUUAAAUUUAACUGAUGCUUUAAACCGCACAAUGUAUAUUUAUAUUGCCAUAACAUAACUUGCGCUUCAAAAAGCAACCCAUAUGUUUACAGCCUUUAUAAAGGUAAAAUUUUGAUAAUAUUGUUGGUAAAUAAAACCAUACAGGUGAUAUAUCAGUAUAGAUAUGCCGAUUCUGGCUCAACCAAUAUUUAAUAGAAUUUAAACAGUAAAUUUUUAACAAUAUUUAAUAGAAUUUGAACAGUAAAUUUUUAACAAUAUUUAACAGAAUUUGAACAGUAAAUUUUUAACAGUAUUUAACAGAAAAAAUAACAAAAAUAUUAAUAAAAAACCAGAGAAAUUUUGCCUUUUCGUUUGUGUUGAGUUGUUGUUGUGAAAUUGAAUUGACAUUUUGAGUUUCCUGAGUCCCGAGUCUCAAAAAAUAUACACACAAAAUUAAUAUUCAAUACAUUUAAUACAAAUUUUCGAUACAGAUACCUGUAGUAAGUUCUCUGAAAAAAAUUAAUUUUAUAUAUAUUAUUUAUAUUAAUAUUUUUGUUAUUUUUUCUAUUAAAUAUUGUUAAAAAUUUACUGUUAAAAUUCUGUUAAAUAUUGUUAAAAAUGUACUGUUCAAAUUCUGUUAAAUAUUUUGAGUCAGGUUGAGCCAGAAUCGGCAUUUCUAUACUACUUAUAUCUACCUAAUGACGAAAAAACCAAAAUAAAAUUAACUCAAAAAUCUUCUUACCAAUAUAUUUUAAUUGUAUAAUAUUAUUAUAUAAAAUCGCUUAUAGUCCGUAUCAAAAUAAUUACAAUUAUAAUCACAUUUUUUUUUAUCGAUACGUUGUGAUUUCAAACGUUUUACAAAAGUUUGAUUCAUCGAUUUGAUUAUAAUCCAACCGGAAUCGAACAUUCUACAGUAAUAUAAUGAUUUAAAACGGCGCUGACGUUAUUAUAUUAAUUAACAACGCUGUUUUUUUUUUAAUAGCAGGGUGAUGGCCAACAAGUAGGCGACAGCAAAAAGAAGAAAGGUAUAUUUCAUCACUUCAAUCUGAACAAUGUCGAAAAGCUCGCGAAACUUUCAUCAUUGCCAGAACGCAUAGUUAUAAAGGGGGCCUUCCGUGGGGCCAAAGAGUUACGCGACCUACUUCGUGGUCAUCGAAAGAACACUGUGCCGCCGCAGCUAUUACAGGUAAUGAACUAUAUGUUUGUUUGUUUGUUUCGUUGAUCAGUAAAAUAUUUAUAUUGUGCGCGAAUCAAUUGUAUAAGGCGAUUAGCUUAUGAUGAACUAACGAUUAUUCAUACGAACAUUUUGAGAAGGUGAAUUUCCUUCUUUUUAUUCUUUUUAUUUUCCAUUGUAGACUAUCGUUAAAUGAUCUAGUGUGCAACAGUGAAACGUUUUCAAAACGUUACUCUUUUACCAUAAACAUGCCAUAUCAAUAUUUGAUUUUUAAAAAGCAACUUAAAUGUUUAAAGUCUUUAUAAUGGUGCAUACGGAAUAAUGGUAAAAUCGUGAAAAUAUUAGGGGUAAAUAAAAUCGUUAAACGGUACUGGUAAUAAUGAAAAAAUCAAAAUAAAGUUUACCCAAAAUCUUCUUACUAAUGUAUUAUUAUAUCGAAUCGCUGAUGGUCUGUAUAAACAUAGUUACAUUGCAGCGUCUUUUAAAAAGCACCUUUUUUCUAUCGAUAGUAUUGUGAUUACGGACGUUUUACAAAAUUAUGAUUUAUCGAUUUAAUUAUAAUCGCACCGGAAUCGAACAUUCCACAGUAAUAUAAUGAUUUAAAACGGCGCUGACGUUAUUAUAUUAAUUAACGACGAUGUGUUGGUUUCGGAUAGCAAGGUUAUGGCCAAUACGUGGACAACAGCGGAAAGAAGAAAGGUAUAUCUCGUCACUUCGCCCCGAAAAAUGGUAAAAAGGUCUCGAGAUACGUAACGCAUCCAGGUUCCACGACAGUAAAGGUUAUAAAGGGAAUCAUCCGUCAGGGCAAAAAGUUAUGUCACCGUCGUCCUAAGAACACUGCGCCGCCGCAAUUAUCAUACCCGAUACCACCGGGCGGCCCAAAUUAUAUACCGCCACCACAGUAGCUAAUUAUUUUGUUUUGAUGAGAAAACAGCAACGCUAUGAUGGCUUCGAUUUUUUUGAAAUAGGUAUUUUUAUUUCCGCACUUAACG
Cinara cedri is the source of this 3202-nucleotide messenger RNA. The record is from the annotation of a GenBank genome assembly. Lineage: Eukaryota; Metazoa; Arthropoda; Insecta; Hemiptera; Aphididae.